AUCCCUACGCCCCCAUGGUUUGUUUUCACUAUAUAGAUUUUUCAACGGGAAAAUGGGUCGUCCGUACAUGUAAACGGCGAUGGGUCUCUCUAACUCCACUAUCGUCUUCCUCCUUCUUCUCCUCUUCUCAGUCGCACUAUCAGCUUCAACCGCACAUAGUAAUAAAGAGAAUAUUCUUCAAGCGAGUUUUCACGCUAAGAAGCUCAUAGCGGAUCUCAAUUUGUUCCCGGAGGACGACAUCAACAUCGUUCCCGCUUCCGCCGCCGUUAAUGCCUCAGUCGGACCCCGUCAGAUCAUCGAGAAGCGCCUCAGGUUCCCGAAUCUAUCCCCUUCUGAUUCUGGUGUUUCCGUUCAAGACUUGGGUCACUAUGCUGGCUAUUAUUCCAUUGAACAUUCCCAUGCUGCAAGGAUGUUCUACUUUUUCUUUGAAUCACGCAACAACAGCAAAGAGGAUCCUUUUGUAAUUUGGUUGACUGGGGGACCUGGAUGUUCUAGUGAAAUAGCUUUGUUUUAUGAAAAUGGCCCUUUCAAAAUUACAGACAACUUGACUCUUGUGUGGAAUGAUUAUGGUUGGGACAAGGCUGCAAAUCUUUUGUAUGUGGACCAACCAACUGGAACCGGCUUUAGUUACAGUACUGAUUCACGUGACAUUCGCCAUGAUGAAAAGGGAGUUAGCAAUGAUCUAUAUGACUUUAUACAGGCCUUUUUUGAAGAGCAUCCGCAAUAUGCAAAGAAUGACUUUUUUAUUACCGGUGAAUCAUAUGCUGGGCACUAUAUUCCUGCAUUUGCAGCUCGUGUCCACAAGGGAAACCAAGCUAAUGAAGGAAUUCAUAUAAACCUGAAGGGAUUUGCCAUUGGUAACGGUCUUACUGAUCCUGCAAUUCAGUACAAAGCUUAUCCGGAUUAUGCACUGGACAUGGGCAUAAUUUCAAAGGCUACACAUAAGCGCCUUAACUUACUCUUGGUCCCAGCCUGUGAAUUGGCAAUAAAGCUAUGUGGCACUGACGGAACAGUUGCCUGUACUGCUGCAUAUGUAGUUUGUAAUACCAUAUUCAGUGACAUCAUGUUACAUGCUGGUGAUGCAAAUUACUAUGAUAUCAGAAAGAAGUGUGAGGGCAGCCUCUGCUAUGACUUUUCAAACAUGGACAAAUUCCUGAACCUACCAUCUGUUCGGGAUUCACUUGGGGUUGGGAAAAUUCAUUUUGUUUCUUGUAGCACUGAAGUUUAUAUGGCUUUGCUGGUGGAUUGGAUGAGGAAUCUUGAAGUUGGUAUUCCUGCCCUACUUGAGGAUGGAAUCAAAUUGCUUGUUUAUGCUGGCGAAUAUGAUCUCAUCUGCAACUGGCUCGGUAAUUCAAGAUGGGUUCAUGCCAUGGAAUGGUCUGGUCAGAGCCAGUUUGUAGCCUCACCUGAAAUUCCUUUUAUUGUUGAUGGAUCAGAAGCUGGACUACUCAAGAGCCAUGGACCAUUAAGCUUCCUGAAGGUUCAUGACGCGGGUCACAUGGUUCCGAUGGAUCAGCCAAAAGCUUCAUUAGAGAUGUUGAAGAAGUGGACUCAGGGCACCCUUUCUGAAUUCAGAGCACCUGAUGAAAAAUUGGUUUCUGAUAUGUGAAGUCUUGUUGCUUAGUUAGUGAAAGGGAACAAAAAUGCAAGAAUUGCUUAGAGAUUAAUGUACCGAAAACUGAAAACAUAUCGUUCCAGCACAAAGCUCUAUGGACGUUGUGCUUGUAUAUUUGCUGGUUUGUAUGCUUACGUUAUAUGUUUUUUUAGGUUCAACGUAAAUCUUGCUAAUAGUUUAAGGAAUUAACUUCCACGAGUUGGUAAUGUAAAAAUUUUACAAUCUGAUA
This is a messenger RNA of Arachis ipaensis, 1844 nucleotides long. Its product is annotated as serine carboxypeptidase-like. Gene Ontology annotation, biological process: proteolysis. The record is from RefSeq and is a predicted model, not a curated record. NCBI's taxonomy places the organism in Eukaryota, Viridiplantae, Streptophyta, Magnoliopsida, Fabales, Fabaceae. Gene Ontology annotation, cellular component: vacuole. Gene Ontology annotation, molecular function: serine-type carboxypeptidase activity.